AUGAUUGUUUCUUCAAUUGCUAAAUUUCAUAUUGGACUUUUACCACAGCAUUGGUAUAUAAAUAUAUCAGUUAUGGAGGCAGAUUCAACACUUUCAAAUAUACCAGCAAUUUCAUUGUUAUCAAAUAAUAGAUUUG
This is a messenger RNA of Funneliformis mosseae, 136 nucleotides long. The record is from the annotation of a GenBank genome assembly. Lineage: Eukaryota; Fungi; Glomeromycota; Glomeromycetes; Glomerales; Glomeraceae.